CGAGGAGUAGGGUUCUAGCGCCUAUCUGGUUUCUCCCUGCGCCGCCGCCGCCGCCGUGGACAACCGGAGCGUAGUGGGAGGGGAUGAUGGAGGGAGGUAGCCGCGCGGAUGGGCGGAAUCCGAACCAGCUCCGGCCGUUCACCUGCACCGGGAACCCGCUCCACCGCGCCCACGGCUCCGCGCGGUGGGCGCAGGGCGACACCGUCGUGCUGGCCGCUGUGUACGGGCCCAAGUCGGGAACCCGGAAGGGCGAGAACCCCGAGAAGGCCUCCAUCGAGGUCGUGUGGAAGCCCAAGACCGGCCAGAUCGGAAGGCAAGAGAGGGAAUAUGAGAUGACACUCAAGAGGACGUUGCAGAGCAUCUGCUUGCUCACAGUUCAUCCUAACACCACCACCUCUGUCGUGCUUCAGGUUGUGGGUGAUGAUGGUUCUCUUAUGUCAUGUGCAAUUAAUGCUUCUUGUGCUGCUCUUGCAUUUGCUGGAAUCCCUAUGAAACAUCUCGCUGUCGCGAUUAGCUGUGGAGUGAUGGACAAUGGUGUGGUUAUCUUAGACACUAGCAGAGCAGAAGAGCAGCAAGCUAGGUCGUUUGCUCACCUGGUGUUUCCGAACUCGCGCAAGUCAGUCGAAUCGAAGGACACGACACAGCGAGAUGAGGAGUCCGAGCGAGGAUUGAUAACUUGCAUCACGCAUGGAGCAAUGUCCGAGGAUGACUAUUUCAACUGCAUAGAGAGGGGUGUCAUGGCGUCCUCGAGGAUCUCGGAUUUCAUGAGGAAGACACUGCAGAAGGAGGCUUCCAGGGAUGCCUGACCUGAGUAGCAAAUGUAUUAGCACGACUGAGAAGCUGCCUGCCUGUGAUAGGCGAUGGCGAUGGCAAUGGUGUGUAGACAGCAGCUGGGUCUCUAGUUUUGACGGCAUGUAGUCGUGUUAGAAUGAAGGAGGCAAGGGUGCGAUGGAGUGGAGGUCAAUCGGCGUGUGAUGCCACGUCACUAGCUUAGCUGCGGAUGGUUUGGUGGACUUUUGAGGAACAGAUAAUGAGAUUGUAUGCACGGCACGCUGAAAUUUUACUUGAACGCCGCCCGAUUAAAACAAUAUCCAUACUGUACGUGUGUCGGUGGGCUGCAAUGUGAUGUGUGAUAUGAAAUGUUUGGUGGUGCUUGGGCGUGGCGUUUGUUUGUUAGCGGUGGUUGGUUUAGGUAGGUCGCACAGCCCAUCCAUGUUGUGUAGUACAUGCACAUCAGGUUGGUAGAGCUGUCUAGGUUACAUAUUCAAACUGAACCUCUGCCUAAUUCAGGUUUCGUAUUCCUACCA
Molecule: messenger RNA, 1307 nt
Organism: Zea mays
Lineage: Eukaryota; Viridiplantae; Streptophyta; Magnoliopsida; Poales; Poaceae
Product: exosome complex exonuclease RRP46
Exons: 7
Coding region: 84-806 (240 amino acids)
Biological process (GO): rRNA catabolic process; poly(A)-dependent snoRNA 3'-end processing; U4 snRNA 3'-end processing
Cellular component (GO): nuclear exosome (RNase complex); cytoplasmic exosome (RNase complex); nucleolus
Molecular function (GO): RNA binding
Source: RefSeq, marked provisional